ACUUGCCUAGGCCCAUCAAACGGCAUGAUUCUUCGACUUGUUUUUCCUCAAAAUCCUACCCCAAUCAACACACAGAGUCAUGACCUGAGACAGAUUUUGCUUGACAUAGAAAGACCAUAGGAAGCUGUGCUUUGUUCAUGUAAAGACCAGAGUUAAAGAAAGUGAAAGCUGGGAUCUGGCAAAUAAUCAUGUCUGGUUAGCUAGAGCAGGUGAAAGUGAAAGCUCGUGUUUCGAUUCCAAGUAGCCGUCCAAGACAGUCUCACCAAUAUCUUCCAGGCAGCUUCCUCAUGACCAUAUUUUAUAUUCCUUUCCAAACUUUUUUCUCCAGAGUCAUGGCAAUCAAGUAAAGGCAGUAGCUUCCGUCUUGUUUCUUGCUACAGUAGCUAGGCCACUUCCUACUGCUAGUUAAAACCCCACCUUAAGUCUUGGUUUCUCUUGUAUUUUCAGUCUUUCAGCCAUGGCUUCCCUGUUGAACGAGCUACCUUCCUUUUCCACUCUUCUUGCUGCCUAUGGUUCCCUCACAGCCAUGGCCAUGCUAAUUCGUACAAUAUUGAACGAAAUUAUCCCAAAACCGGUGCAAAAGUUUAUUUAUUCAAAAUUUUCUGGCCUAAUAACAAAUUACUUCUCCUCUAACUUCACCUUCAUCAUUGAGGACCGCUGGCAGGCUGUUUAUAAUGAAACAUAUCGUGCUAUUGAGGUCUACCUGCCUACUAGAAUCGACCCUUCAACUGAUAAACUUCUCGUAGGCUCCAAUGACCCCAAUAACCCAACAGCGCCACUAAAACAAAACAUCCCCGCUGAUAGCAAGAUCAUCGAUGAAUUUGAGGGCAUGACCUUGGAGUGGACUUUGCAUGUAAGAGAAUCGGAUAAGUGUUUUAUCCCGGAUAAGAAAUGCUUUCACUUGACCUGCAAGAAAACUGUUAGAGAUCUAGUUGAACAAAGGUAUUUUCCCCAUAUAGCAAAGAUGGCUGAAACAAUCCUUAGCAAGCGAGAAAACCUCAACAUCUAUACCUACAACCAAGAACGUUCCAGGUGGGAAUCAGCAGUUUUCAAGCACCCUGCAACAUUUGAGACUUUGGCUAUGGAGCCAAAGCUUAAGCAAUCCAUAAUGGAUGAUCUUGACUCAUUUAUGGGACGCAAGGAUUUCUUUGAAAAUGUUGGCAGGGCUUGGAAACGUGGGUACCUUUUGUAUGGUCCUCCAGGGACCGGAAAAUCAUCACUGGUUGCGGCAAUUGCAAAUUACAUGAGCUACAAUAUAUAUGAUCUCCAGUUCCAAAGUGUUCGAAACGACGCUGACCUCAGGCGUAUACUCACAUCCACUACAAACCGAUCUAUUUUGCUCAUUGAGGAUAUAGAUUGCAGCAGAAAAAUUUCAAUAGAUCGUGUCAAGGUUAAAGACAAGCAAGAGAAGGAAGGUGACUCUGUCGAUCCUGGGGUGACAUUGUCAGGCCUUUUAAAUUUCAUUGAUGGACUUUGGUCAAGCUGUGGGAAUGAAAGACUUAUCAUCUUCACGACAAACCACAAAGAGAAGUUAGACCCAGCUUUGUUGCGUCCAGGGCGCAUGGAUGUGCACAUUCACAUGGGCUAUUGUACUCCUGCAGUAUUCAGAAAACUUGCCACUACAUAUCUUGGAAUCAAAGAUAAUAAACUGUUUGGCUGCAUUGAUGAUUUGAUUAAGAAUGUUGAAGUUACUCCAGCAGAAGUGGCGCAACAAUUGAUGAUCAAAAGUGAUGACCCUGAGGCUGCUAUCCAAGGUUUCAUUGAAUUCCUUAACAUGAAAAAGGAUGAAGUUGGGGAAGAUGUGAUUCAAGAAGAGGAAGCAAAGGAUACAAAAGAAAUGAAGGAUGGAAAACAAAGCAAAAAGCAUGAUGAAACUGAAACCGGUUCCAUUUAUCUUACUUAGGUAUAUUAUGUAUUUUCAAACAAUUGUACUAUAUUAUAUAUAUAUAUUUACUAAUGCACAAUUUCAUAUUUUAAAAUGGGGUUUUUCAUGAAUCUUGUCUCUCGGUAGGAUAGAGAUAUCCAAAUUAAGGGCUUUUAUUUGGUUUUGAUAAGAUGCACAAAGUAAAAACUUCUGUCCUUUAUCUCAAUAAUGUUGUUUCAAGCAAAGAAAUUGAUUUGUUUUGGUGUACAUCUGCAAAGGACUUGGCCUUUCAAAUCUCAAAUGCUACAACGUUUUCUUUGAAAAAAAAAAAAGGGGAUCAUUAAAAGUGUCUAUGGACCAGAUUUGGGUCAAGCUUCUUUUCUAUUAUUAAACAUAAAAUUCUUGGCGGAAGCCCAGCUCAACAAAAGUAGAAGUCGGGCCAGGCUGGCUUAACCAGUUCCAGUGGUCAUUUGUUUGCAUGUAAUUAUGUCUUUUUAUCCUUUGCCAUACCAAUUAGCAAUAUCCCA
This is a messenger RNA of Durio zibethinus, 2391 nucleotides long. RefSeq names its product AAA-ATPase At1g43910-like. The record is from RefSeq and is a predicted model, not a curated record. NCBI's taxonomy places the organism in Eukaryota, Viridiplantae, Streptophyta, Magnoliopsida, Malvales, Malvaceae. Gene Ontology annotation, molecular function: ATP binding; ATP hydrolysis activity.